This is a messenger RNA of Mytilus californianus (California mussel), 2237 nucleotides long. RefSeq lists its product as uncharacterized. The record is from RefSeq and is a predicted model, not a curated record. The transcript has a single exon. The coding region runs from base 508 to 1866 and encodes 452 amino acids. Lineage: Eukaryota; Metazoa; Mollusca; Bivalvia; Mytilida; Mytilidae.
UUUCCUUCGAACAACUUUGUCCUAUCAUUUACAUCAAGAUCAGAAGAUGCCUUUUUAGUGUAUACCUCCGCCUGCAAGAUUCCAAGAGUAGAUCCCUUUGAUCCAUCAGUCAAAAAACUAUUAAAACCGGGAACAGUGUUGAGAUGUAACCCGGAUGUUGACAUUGUUUACCAAAAAGACAACAAACUUAUCAUAAACCGGACGGCCGUAAAUGAAUCACGCAGAUAUAAAGAUUUAUCAUACUGUAAAUAUGAGACAAUAUGGCGUCCAUUUAAAAAACCAACGUCUCAUGACUUUUUCCGGUACAUAAAUGAAAGCGAGGCUUUCACAUCCGAUAUCAAACUAAGAAGUGAGGAUGAAUUUGUUAGAUUGAAUUGUUAUGAAAAAGACGACACUAGUAUCUAUACCAACUUUUUUGCGUUUGUUCAGAGAAAAGAUCAAGUUGAAAAGAGAUGCAAUAAUGUGUAUCAAAAACAUUCGAAAAAUCGGAAUGAACGUUUAAGCGUCAUGAUGCUUGGAGUAGAAUCUGUUUCACAAAUAAAUAUGAUUCGUUAUAUGACUGAAACACGUAAAUACCUUCUACAAAAUUUGUCUGCAAUUGAACUUUUAGGAUACAACAAGCUAGCUGAUAACACUUUUCCAAAUAUCGUCCCAAUGACAACGGGUAAAUAUCUAGAAGAAUUACCAUGGAACGAAACUGUUAAAGAUGUGCCACUGGAUAAACAUGAUUUUAUGUGGAAUAAAUAUUCUGGUGAAGGUUACCGGACGUUUUAUGCAGAAGAUGCACCAAAGAUCGCCAUUUUUGAUUACCACAAAGCUGGAUUUGAACGUCCUUCUGCUGACUACUAUAAUAGACAUUUAAGUGUCGCCAUGGAAAAGGAGUAUGAACCGUGGAACACAGAUAAUAAUUGUAUCCAUGCACGUCCGGAAACUGCUUUUAUUUUGGAUUAUUUAAAACAGUUUAUGACCGUAUUCAAAUCCGAUCCGUAUUUUGCAUUUACUUUUAUUUCAAGACUAACGCAUGAUCGGAUGGAACGCCCUGCAAUGGCCGAUCGUUUGUAUAGAGAUUUCUUUGAAAAGUUAAACAAAGGCAAUACUUUAAAUAAUACAGUGGUAUUCUUCUUCAGUGAUCAUGGAAUAAGAUUCGGAAAGGUUCGGGAAACUUUUAUUGGAAAAUUAGAGGAGCGCCUACCGUUUGCGUUUUUGAUGUUCCCAAAAUGGUUUUAUGAAAAAUAUCCAAAAGUAAAACGAAAUUUAGAAACUAAUUCACGAAGAUUAACAACUCCGUUUGAUAUUUAUGCUACUUUAAUGAACAUUCUUCAUUUCAAAAGCAACAGAAAAGAGAAAAUACAUAAAAGUAGAUCAACAAGCUUACUGGAUGAAAUUCCGGAAUCUCGAACGUGUAAUGAUGUUGACAUGCUACCUCAUUGGUGCUCAUGCGCAGAUCACGAAAAAUUGUCACCUAAAGCAGAGCGUGCAGUACAAUCAGCAAGACAAAUGAUACAAGAGCUAAAUCAACAACUGAAUAAAACGUCUGUGUGUGAAACGUUAUAUUUAAAUGAAAUAAAAUUGGCUACAAAACUGAUAUUGCCGAAUAAGGUUCUGACAUUUAAAAGCAGUGAUUGGGACGUUAUCAAUCGAACCGUAGUGUUCGGUAAUCGGAUAGAUUCUUAUGUUGACUAUCAACUUAUGUUAGAAACUAAACCUGGUGGUGCUCUUUUUGAAGGAACCGUGCGCUACAAUGAAAAAUACAAAACUUACAAAUUAAUGGGCGAGGUCAGUCGGAUUAAUAUGUAUGGCUCACAAUCACAUUGUGUUAAUGACUCUCAUUUAAAAAAGAUUUGCUUUUGUAAACAGCAGACUUAACUAUAGCAUAUCUUACUUUAAGACACAAGUCCUUACUUGAGCUUAGCAAUUCCUUGAAAGUUUUUCGUCAAUGUGAUUAACACGAACUUUCGAGCAAAUCAACUGUACCGAGUACACAUGGUUACUUAUAAUGUGAUCGUUUAAAAUCAUUUUCCAAGACAAUGUUAAUUUUGACCCAGAUUUCAUGGUUCACUUAAUAUGGUAAUAUGAUUGUGCGAGCAGGACAUGAUGUCCUACAGACUGAUAUUUUGUUUUUUAAUGAUUUACAUUCCUUGUUGAUAGAAAUUCAAGAAUUUUAGUUUUGCUGAAACUUUAUCAAUAUAUUAUUGAUCCCGUUUCAUCAGAACUCUAGCUAUCUUGACAAGAAAUCA